AGCCGGAGUGGGUAGGGCGGGGAAAACCUCCUAGACUUUUCCGCCUUCCAGCCCAUAACCCCGAGUGCCCACACACUGUGGCGACAGGGGUGACGGUGACGGAGAGGAUCUCCGGGACGCAGGGGUGGCGAGGCCUGGGGGAGGGGUGGAGCGCGGAGGAGGCUGCGGUCCCGCCUCCCCCACCGCAGGGCCGGGCGCAGUGUCCGGCGAGCCCAGUGGUUAGCGAUGUCGCUGCUGUCGCUGCUGCCACCGCUGCUGCCGCUGCUGCUGGCGGUGCCGGCGGGCUCCGCCGAGGGCGCGGCGGUGGCACUCACCCCCGAGCGGCUUCUCGAGUGGCAGGAUAAAGGGAUCUUCAUUAUCCAAAGUGAGAACCUCGAGAAAUGCAUUCAAGCUGGCAAAUCUACACUGACCCUGGAGAGUUGCAAACCACCCAACAAGUACAUGCUGUGGAAGUGGGUUUCAAACCACCGCCUCUUUAACAUUGGAGGCAGCGGCUGCCUGGGCCUGAAUGUGUCUAAUCCAGAGCAGCCACUGAGCAUAUACGAGUGUGAUUCCACCCACAUUUCCUUGAAGUGGCGCUGUAACAGGAAGAUGAUCACAGGCCCGCUCCAGUACAUGGUCCAGGUGAAGCACGACAACACGCUUGUGGCCUCCUGGAAAUAUCUUCAUAAGUGGGUUUCCUAUACGUCAGGCGGUGGAGGCAUUUGUGAAUAUCUGCACAAAGAUUUGUAUACAAUCAAAGGGAACGCCCACGGGACACCGUGCAUGUUUCCCUUCCAGUAUAACCGGCAGUGGCAUCAUGAAUGUACCCGGGAAGGGCGGGAAGACAACUUGCUGUGGUGUGCAACGACCAGCCGAUACGAAAGAGAUGAGAAGUGGGGAUUUUGCCCAGAUCCCACAUCUACAGAGGUGGGUUGUGACGCUGUCUGGGAGAAGGAUCUCAAUUCACACAUUUGCUACCAAUUCAACCUGCUUUCCUCCCUCUCCUGGAGCGAGGCACACUCUUCAUGCCAGAUGCAAGGAGGCGCUUUAUUAAGUAUUGCAGAUGAGACUGAAGAAAAUUUCGUAAGGAAGCACUUUGGCAGUGAAGCAGUGGAAGUAUGGAUAGGUCUGAAUCAGCUAGAUGAAAAUGCUGGUUGGCAGUGGUCUGAUAGAACACCACUCAACUAUCUGAACUGGAACCCAGAAAUAAAUUUUAAGCCAUUUGUUGAAUAUCACUGUGGAACAUUUAAUGCAUUUAUGCCAAAUGCCUGGAGAAGUCGGGAUUGUGAGUCCACUUUGCCUUACAUAUGUAAAAAAUAUCUAAACCAUACGGAUCAUGAAGUAGUUGAAAAUGAUGCUUGGAAAUAUUAUGCUACCCACUGUGAGCCUGGCUGGAAUCCCCACAAUCGUAAUUGCUAUCAACUUCAGAAAGAAAAAAAGACCUGGAAUGAAGCUUUGCAUUCUUGCCAGUCCAAUAACAGUGCAUUAAUAGACAUAAAUUCGUUAGCAGAAGUGGAGUUUCUUGUAACCCUCCUUGGAGAUGAAAAUGCAUCAGAAACAUGGAUUGGUUUGAGCAACAAUAAAAUUCCAGUUUCCUUUGAAUGGUCUGAUGGCUCCUCAGUCAUCUUUACUAAUUGGCACACACUUGAGCCCCAAAUUUUUCCAAAUAGAAGCCAGCUAUGUGUCUCAGCAGAGCAAUCUGAGGGACACUGGAAAGUUAAAAAUUGCAAAGAAACACUUUUUUACGUUUGUAAGAAAACAGGCCAUGUCCUUUCUGACACUGAAUCAGGUUGCCAAAAGGGAUGGGAGAGACAUGGUGGAUUCUGUUACAAAAUUGACACCGUCCUUCGAAGCUUUGACCACGCCUCCAGUGGUUACUACUGUCCUCCUGCACUUGUAACCAUUACAAACAGGUUUGAACAGGCUUUUAUUACCAGUUUGAUCAGUAGUGUGGUAAAAACGAAGGACACUUAUUUUUGGAUAGCUCUUCAAGAUCAAAAUGAUACAGGAGAAUACACUUGGAAGACGGCAGGGCAGAAGUCAGAGCCGGUGAAGUACACACACUGGAAUGCACGUCAGCCCCGCUACAGUGGUGGCUGUGUUGUCAUUCGAGGAAGGAGUCCCCCUGGUCGCUGGGAAGUGAAGGACUGUAGACACUUUAAGGCAAUGUCCCUGUGCAAGCAACCAGUGGAAAAUCAGGAGAAACCUGAGCAAGAAGAGAGACGGCCCUUUUCCCCCUGCUAUUUGGAUUGGGAGUCAGAGCCUGGCCUGGCCAGUUGCUUCAAGGUAUUUCAUAGUGAAAAAGUUCUGACGAAAAGAACAUGGAGAGAAGCUGAAGAGUUUUGUGAAGAAUUUGGAGCUCAUCUUGCAAGCUUUGCCCAUAUCGAGGAAGAGAAUUUUGUGAAUGAGCUUUUACAUUCAAAAUUUAAUCGGACAGAAGAAAGGCAGUUCUGGAUUGGAUUUAACAAAAGAAACCCACUGAAUGCUGGCUCUUGGGAGUGGUCUGAUGGAACUCCUGUUGUCUCUUCAUUUCAAGACAAUAAUUAUUUUGGAGAAGAUGCAAGAAACUGUGCUGUUUAUAAGGCGAAUAAAACGUUGCUACCCUCAUACUGUGGUUCCAAACGUGAAUGGAUAUGCAAAAUUCCAAGAGAUGUGAGACCCAAGAUUCCACCCUGGUACCAGUAUGAUGCACCCUGGCUCUUUUAUCAGGAUGCAGAGUACCUUUUUCAUACCUCUGCCUCGGAAUGGUCCUCCUUUGAGUUUGUCUGUGGCUGGCUGCGCAGUGAUAUUCUCACUAUUCAUUCUGCACGUGAACAAGAAUUCAUCCACGGCAAAAUAAGAGCGCUAUCAAAGUAUGGUGUAAACUGGUGGAUUGGACUUCGAGAAGAAAGAGCCAAUGAUGAAUUUCGCUGGAGAGAUGGAUCACCAGUAAUAUACCAGAACUGGGACAAUGGAAAAGAAGAAUCCAUGAUUAAUCAGAGCCAGAGAUGUGGCUUCAUUUCAUCCAUAACAGGACUCUGGGCUAGUGAAGAGUGUUCAGUUUCUAUGCCUAGCAUCUGUAAGCGAAAAAAGUUUUGGAUCAUAGAGAAAGAGAAAGAUACACCAAAAAAACAUGGAACAUGUCCCAAAGGAUGGUUAUAUUUUGACUAUAAGUGCCUUUUGAUGAAAAUCCCCAAAGACCCAAGCGAUUGGAAGAACUGGACAUCUGCUCAAGAUUUUUGUGUUGAAGAAGGGGGGACACUUGUCGCCAUUGAAAAUGAGGUGGAACAAGCUUUCAUUACUAUGAAUCUUUUUGGCCAUACCACUAAUGUGUGGAUAGGGUUACAAAAUGAUGAUUAUGAAAAAUGGCUAAAUGGAAGGCCCGUGUCAUAUUCUAAUUGGUCCCCAUUUGAUAUAGUAAAUAUUCCAAGUCAUAACACCACCGAAGUUCAAAAACGCAUUCCUCUCUGUGCCUUGCUGUCAAAUAAUCCUAAUUUUCAUUUCACUGGAAAAUGGUAUUUUGAAGACUGUAGAGAAGAAGGUUAUGGGUUUGUUUGUGAAAAAAUGCAGGAUACUCCUGGACACAGUAUAAAUACAUCUGAUAUGUAUCCAAUCCCCAAUACCUUAGAAUAUGGAAACAGAACUUACAAAAUAAUUAAUGCAAAUAUGACUUGGUAUACAGCACUAAAAACCUGCCUGAUGCACGGAGCAGAACUGGUCAGCAUUACAGACCAGUACCACCAGUCUUUCCUCACUGUUAUCCUCAACCGGCUAGGACAUGCCCACUGGAUUGGACUGUUCACUGAAGAUAAUGGUCUUAAUUUUGACUGGUCAGAUGGCACCAAAUCUUCCUUCACUUUUUGGAGAGACGAUGAGUCAUCCUUCCUGGGUGACUGUGUUUUUGCCGACACCAGUGGACACUGGAGUAGCACAGCCUGUGAGUCAUAUCUGCAAGGAGCCAUUUGUCAUGUGCCAACAGAAACAAGACCAUUUGGAUACCCAGAGUUGUGCUCAGAAACAUCUAUUCCCUGGAUAAAAUUCAAAAGUAAUUGCUACAGUUUUUCUACAGUCUUAGACAGUACGAAUUUUGAGGCUGCUCAUGAAUUUUGCAAAAAGGAAGGAUCUAAUCUUUUAACAAUCAAAGAUGAAGCUGAAAAUUCAUUUCUCCUAGACCAGCUUUUAGCUUUCAGUUCUUCUGUCCAGAUGGUUUGGCUGAAUGCUCAGUUUGAUGGUGACAAUGAAACCAUAAAGUGGUUUGAUGGAACUCCUGCAGACCAGUCAAACUGGGGUAUUAAGAAGCCAGAGAUGGACCACGUCAAACCCCAUCUGUGUGUUGCCCUGAGGAUUCCCGAAGGAGUGUGGCAGUUAUCCUCAUGUCAAGACAAAAAAGGAUUUAUAUGUAAAAUGGAAGCAGGACCAAGUCACAGCAUUAUACCCCUUGCAGUAGCAGUGACACUGAUAGUAAUUCUGGCGAUUUCCACACUUUCCUUCUGCAUAUACAAGCACAAUAGUGGUAUCUUCAGGAGACUUGCACAGUUUGGAAAUCCUUACUAUCCUGCAACCAACUUUAGUACAGUACAUUUAGAGGAAGAUAUUCUCAUUUCUGAUCUUGAGAAGAAUGACCAAUAAUAAUGAAGUGAGAGGAUGCCACGGCCAUGAGAAUGAGUAAAGAAGAGUACUUUCCUUUACAGACCAGACGCCGCUCUAAUGUGAAUCGUGUCACCAUUUUAAUUGUUCUUAAAAUGAUUACUGGUUUUGAAUUGUAACCAAAUCAGACAGGUGUUCAUUUAUUCAUUUCCUCGAACUGUGAUCUAUUCUUUAAAAGGGGAGAUUUUACAAUGGCUAUUCUUCAGAAAACAAAAACUAUUAAAAGAAACUCCCAAAUGAAAGCUCUCAAACCAAUGUGAAUAAUAGUUUUUGCAUUAAUAUGCUUCUACCAAAAAUUUUUGGGAAUUUUAAAACUAAUCUGAUAUCUAUUCAGACAUUUACCAAUACUCAUUCCAUUAAAAGAGAGAGACAGAGAAAAGCAAAACAAAUUUUAAAGUCCUACACUUGUAUAAGAGAGAAAAAAGAAAAGGCUUUUGAGAGGUUUCUUGUUUGUUUUUUAAUUUGAUCAGAUUAACAGCAGGGUUUGGAAAACACUAAUUUCUAAGCUUAAAACUCACAGGUUCUGGGCUCUAUACUAGUAUUUAGGGUGACAUUCAUUUUAUUAGUUCUGACUUCUCAAACUAAAGGAGAAGAAAAAUAACCUUUCUUUAAAUAGUAAAAAUCUUGGUUAGCAGCACAAUUUCAUAAGCAACCAUGCAAUGUGGCCUAAAAUCAUCAAUUACUAAAUGAUGACAAAGUUGGAUAGUUAAAAAGAUCUUAUAGAUAGGCUCAGAGGAACUUAUUGUGAUCCUAAUAUUGUUAAAAUUCACGAGCUUUAUCAAAGACUAAAGGUAUAAAAUGUAUACCACUCCUAACAACCAAAAGAUAUAAAAUGUAACUUGAAUUUAAAGGGGAAAAAUGAAAGAUGUGAAUUACAGUUUCAUUAGAACAAGACAAGUACUAAAUAAAUUACUCUCCAGUAGUAAUCUAGAUACCUUUGCUAUAUAAAGGGAGGGGAGUUCUACUGAGUAAACUAUGGUUUGGGGGAACCAACUCCAUUUGCAUUGGGCUAGUUCAUGCAGUCAGUAAAAAAUGAUUAAAAGUAUGAUACUAUCCAUAAAUUAAAACUCACAGAUUUGAUCUUCCUUCAUUAAUUUCUUAUAAAGAAAAAGGACUUCAAAAUCAAUGUUCAAAAGUUUACUCAUUGUGUAAAUGUUUAUUGAGUUCCUGUUAAGAACCAAGAGCCAUUCUAGAAAUUGGAGGUAUUGGGGCGAGCACUUAUUUUCGAAUGAAGGAAAACCAACAGUAAACCAGUAAAGAAAUGCAUAAGAAGAAAAUAUCAGGUGGUCAUGAAAAUUAAGUAAGGUCCUGUGAUAGAGAGAAACUGGGGGAGUCUCCCUAGAGUGUGCAUUUUAGUUAUUACAACCAGCUGCCUCAAAACUGGUGGCAAGUAGUCACAAGACGGAGCUUGGGAGAAAGUAUGAAUAAGUUUCUAAGUGGAAAACUAUCAUCAUUAGAAAUACAGUUUGAAGAACGUGUCCUAAGAAUGAAGUCCUUGCGGCCUGAAACAAUUAAUACAGCUUCCAAAAGCAGCUCUUUGCUACUGGUGUGCAGUUUACACACUGAGACAAUCUACUUCCACAAUUUUGUUUGUUUGGGGACUUUAUUUUUUUUUAAGAUAUUACAUUAUGUGACAGUUGUAUAUUUAUGACUCAAAAGAAAAAUUGGCUUGGACUAACCAGAUGUUAUAAAAGCUCAAUUUAAUCAUCUGUCAAGUGAAAUUAAAGUUCUGUUCUUUUUAGUGGACUUGGCAAAAACUGCUAAUCAAUUAUCCUUCCAGUCAAGGUAUAUUGAAGUUGAAUAGUCAGUCACACAUAAAAAUUUGACAAAGUACGUCAUUAGUAAAGUGGUUUUGCAGGAAAAAAAACUGUACUGCUUGUCAGUGCUCUGUACCUUGAUAUUUAGUAUUGAACCACAUCCUAAUGGACAGAUCAUGCGCUGCUUCCCAUUACUGAAAUUUCAGAAAUAGGAAUGACUGAAAUACUGUUUUAUUCACAUACGUGCACUUUUAAAAACUUUCUUCCACAACAGUUUUUAAUCUGAGCUAGAUUUCAUGCUAUACAUGAAAAGAAAAAAGUAGCAGGGUCACAAACUCAUUCACACACAAUUAAUGUGCCCCCUCCAAAAAACAGUCAAUUAUUUUCUAUAACGCUGAGUAAAAGAAACUCUUGGAUUUUUCCAAUUGAAGGUAUACUGGGCUCUUCCAAUUCCAACAGUCUUCUUUCAGUUUAAAUGUUUCUUCUAUUGAAAGUUCCACUCCCUAUCAAGGGUGCAUUACAUGGUCUCAUUAGAUAAACAUUCAGUCUUCCGGAGUUUCCAUUCCCUCCUCAAAAUGGUGGUUGGAUGUAUGAGAACUUGUUGUGUCCUUGUGGUACGGGGGGGAGUAGGUGAUAACUGACUGUGGCUGUGUUAUCUGGUGUCCACUGAUGGUAGUUGUCUGGCCCACACCUGGGAAUUCUACUGGCAUCUCUAUGAAGUCUGUAUCUGGUGUAACCUGUAGUCUAGUCUCUUUGGACUGGCCCCAUCCUGGCUUUCCCUGGCAUUGCCUUAUCCCUGGCUGUGACUCCCAUUCAAUUCCCCACCUGGACAUUACAGUUCUUGGCAAUAAGGCCAUGUCACCUCUGCAGCACUAUCAGUUACUCCCUUGGUCAGGGGAGGCUUAAUAUGGGACCAAACAAUCCCAAAAUCUCAUUGGCUUAACACAGCAAAGGUUUAUUUUUCAUCCACACCAACAUGGGCUUGCAGGAAGACUUUGCUCUAUUCAGUUAUUCAUGGGUCCAGGCUCCUCCUAAAUAGUAGGUCCUCCAUCUCCUAAGGCCUUGGUUUCCUCAGUGGGUCCCCUACCCCUGCCUGACAGAAGAAGUUAGAGAUCUAUCUUCAAUUAAUUAUGUAGCUUCCAUGGGCUAUGGAAAUACAUUCUCUAAGUUAACAGUCUUUAAAUUGAGCAUAUGCACCCUGUGGAUACAUAAAGACUUCCAAGGGAUACAGGGGCAUGGAUAUUUUUAAGGAGCUCAGUUUCCAGACUCAUUAACCUUUUUAUAUAUUCUUUCUUAGAAUUGACUUGCCUGAGAUCAAGGUGUCAUGCUGGUUCUUCUUUCCCACCUCUUUUUGUAGAAAUGUCCUUUUCUACCUCAAAAAAAAAAAAAAAGACAUGUCUUUUACUCCAAAUAUUAUGAUGAUGCCUUCUCUUGGUAAAAUCCUCCAUGGCACCAGACAAAGACAAAAUUUCAAAAUAAUGAUGUCAGUGAAACUUCUUUUAACAAAGGAAUUUAUAAACGCAUGUAAAUUCUCAUGUCCUCCUCUGUUUUCAUACAUUUUUCUGUUAAGGAUGAAGUGGUGAAUUAGGAAAGGGUUAUUUUGCCCCAUGUUAGGAUAGUCUAAAUUAAUAUGCAUUGUGUAUAUAUAUAUAUAUAUAUAUAUAUAUAUAUAUAUAUAUAAACAGCAGGAAAGAUAACUGCCUUCCUUUGAGACUUUAUCUCAUCCGGCCCCUGUCUAUUAUGAAAGACUAUUUCUAGAGAGAAAAUCUAGGGAAAGCAAAGUAAAGACAGUGCAACUAUUGAUAAGACCCUGAUGUGUUACUUUAUCUGGGCUAAGAACUCAUAGCAAGACUUUGCGCUUUAUUUAUCUUAGAUUUUUAACUGAGAUUUGGGGAUGAGUAUUAUCAUGCUUAUUUGAAUUGAAAAAUGAAAUCAGACUUUUUUGAACAUUGUCUUAUUUGGAUCAUUUCUUUGACAAUGAAGAUUGGCUUUACCAAUUAAGUUUUAUGAUGAACAUUUUCAUUAAAUUGGAUGAACUAUAUGUGCAACUCCAGUGUUCUGAUUAAAACAUGUAUUAAUAUAAAGACAUUUUAAUAGAAAAGUAGUAUCAACAAAAGUAUGAUAAAAUUAACAAUGUUUUAUUUUUCCAAACCUUACUUUGUAUGCCAGGUAAAGCAAGGUGCCCAUAAGUGAAAGAGUAACAGGCAAAAUUGAUAGUCAUUUUAAAAAGGAGUAGAGAACUCAAGUUUCUGGGUCUAGAAACACAACACGGCACUUCCACUCACAUACCAUUGGCCAGAGUUAGUCACAGGGUCCAUCCUAACUGCAAGGAAGUCUGGGAGGUCUCCCGGUGUGCUCAGGAAGGAGAGGUUAAUGGACUACAGUGAGCCCCAGCAAUCUCUGCCAGAUUUUCUCAGCACAUAUAGCUACAAAAGAAAGGGAGCGGGGGAAUAGAAUUCAUGCUGAAUCCUGGCUCAUUCUAGCAAUUUUUAAUUAAUAUUAAUUAAUUUCUUCUAUGAUACAUCCAUUUCAUUAAGAGAUGCAUUACCUAUAACAUUUUAGUUUUAUAUAUACUGAUUAUUUAUUAACCAUUGUAAUAUAUUCAUGUUGGUCUGAUCAACUGUGUGCUGAUAGUAAUUGAAAUGGCAACUCAAUACAGAAGAAAAUGUAUAACACUGCCUAUGUUCACAGGGAAAUUUUUAAAAAUAAUUUUAACUUAUAUACAUAUUUUACUACAGGCAAAUAUGGCAAGGAAAUGAAUAAAACAGUUUCAAGAAUAAAAAUAUUAGGAUAAAAUUCCGUGUGGAGAUUAGAAUGGAUAUACAAGACUAAACAGAAAAAGAAACAAGACUCUCUGACUGCUAAGAGCUUGUUUCUGUGUCUUUCUAUCUUUAAAUAGACUGUGAUAGAAUUCAAAUUAUCAUGGUAUCACCAAUCAAAAGAAAUAGGGCUCCUUGGUGAAGUGGUUGAUUCCAGGUCUGGGGCAGGAAAAAUACAAGAUGAAACUGAAAUAUCUUGCGAUGCUAGAAAGUAAGGAAAUGCUUACAAAAAGAUGGGGUCAUGUCCAAAGGACAUAGGACUAACCUGAAGGAGUUCCCAAUGGCCAAAUUUGGAACACUUUGAGAAGCAAAAUAAAAAUAGUAUUGGAUUUUAAGCAUAGAAUAAAUAUCUAUGAAUCCAUAUUAAUGUAAAUAAAUAAAUGAAUGAAUAAAUAAGUAAAUCGGGGAGAAGCAACAGUUCUUUUCUACAGAAGAAUCCCAAUUAAAAAAAAUGUAGAAGGAGGGGCUUCCCUGGUGGCGCAGUGGUUAAGAAUCUGCCUGCCAAUGCAGAGAACACGGGUUCGAGCCCUGGUCUGGGAAGAUCCCACAUGCCGCGGAGCAACUAAGCCCGUGAGCCACAACUACUGAGCCUGUGCGUCUGGAGCCUGUGCUCCGCAACGGGAGAGGCUGCGACAGUGAGAGGCCCGCGCACCGCGAUGAAGAGCGGCCCCCGCUUGCCACAGCUGGAGAAAGCCCUCGCACAGAACCGAAGAGCCAACACAGCCAAAAAUAAAUUAAUAAAUUAGUUAAUUUUAAAAAAAUGUAGAAGGAAUGACAGAAAAAUCACCAUUAGGAAAACACAACAGUAAUAAUUGUUACAGGCAAGAUCCACCAGUGGGUGCUAAAAUUCGUGGAUGAACAUUUAAGGAGAAAUGGGAAAUUUUCAUAGCUUUCAAAUAGUGCCUCCAAAAUAGUCAUUAAUUACAACUGGAAAGUACUAACUUUACAAUGGAGAAAACUCUUUAAUCAUGUAAUCAAGGUUAACUUAAGCAGUAAUAAGCCACAUCAGCAUCAUGUAUCCUCUAGUAUGAUGCCCUGAGAAGGGCACAUGACUUUUUUGGUAUCCACCCCAAAAUAAUGUAUAAUCCCAAUUUAACAAUAAAAAAUAUCAGACAAAUCCGAAUUGACGAACAUUACACAAAAUAACUGAUGACUUCAGCAGUGUCCAGGUCAUGAAAGAUAAGGAAAGAUUGAGGAAAUGUCACAGAUUGGAGGAGAAUAAGGAGACAUGACAACUAAAUGCAAAGUAGAAUCCUGGAUUGGAUCCUGGAAUGGAAAAUGCACGUUAUGGAAAAAUAUGAAAUUAAAAUCUAUAGUUAGUAGUGCUGUAUCAGUAUUAAUUUCUUAGUUUUAAUGAUUGUACUAUGUUUAUAUAUGUACCAUUAGAGGAAGUUGGGUGAAUGGUGUAUAGGAAUUCUCUGUACUGUGUUGGCAAAUUUUCUGUAAAUCUAAAAUUAUUUCAAAAUAAAAAGUUAAAAAUC
This is a messenger RNA of Eubalaena glacialis (North Atlantic right whale), 10665 nucleotides long. It is a transcript of the gene PLA2R1, whose product is annotated as phospholipase A2 receptor 1. Gene Ontology annotation, molecular function: signaling receptor activity. NCBI's taxonomy places the organism in Eukaryota, Metazoa, Chordata, Mammalia, Artiodactyla, Balaenidae. The record is from RefSeq and is a predicted model, not a curated record. The transcript has 29 exons. Gene Ontology annotation, cellular component: plasma membrane; signaling receptor complex. The coding region runs from base 226 to 4590 and encodes 1454 amino acids.